Messenger RNA from Oncorhynchus gorbuscha (pink salmon), 1981 nucleotides. Its product is annotated as transmembrane channel-like protein 7. The record is from RefSeq and is a predicted model, not a curated record. Gene Ontology annotation, molecular function: mechanosensitive monoatomic ion channel activity. Lineage: Eukaryota; Metazoa; Chordata; Actinopteri; Salmoniformes; Salmonidae. Gene Ontology annotation, cellular component: plasma membrane.
UUAUACUUAGAAGAGGAGAGGUUCCAGCAGCGUGAGGCCAGGAGGACGUUGGGUCAGUGGGCACACCUCUACUCCCUGCGAGGGCUGCUCCACUUCCUGGUCCUGGUUCUACUGGGCGGAGCCUUCUGUCUCAUCUACUAUGCCACCAUGGCCUCAAAGGCUGAGAGGAAUGGAGACUAUUUGAUCCUCCGGUUGCUUCUCCAUUACCUUCCUCCCAUCGUCAUCACCCUGGUCAACUUCUUCCUGCCUCACGUCUUCCGCCAUAUCUCUUCCUUCGAGGAUUACUCCCUCACCACCCAGGUCAAUGCUACCCUCGUCAGGAGUAUCUUCCUGAAGUUGGCCAGUCUGGGGAUGUAUCUCUUCUUCCUCUUCAAAAACAGCCAACAGGAAUGUUGGGAGAAUCAGUUUGGUAAAGAGAUGUACAAGCUCUCAGUGUUCGAUUUCCUGGCCUGUUUCUGCAACACCUUCUUCAUCGCCUAUCCUAGAAAGUGGUUUGUGGACAGGUACCCAUCGUCCUGGCUGGCGCGGUUGUCGGGGAAACAGCAUUUCCUGAUCCCGUUCAAUGUUCUAGACCUGGUGUACAGUCAGACGGUCACCUGGGUAGGACUGUUCUACUGUCCCAUGCUGCCAUUUAUAGAGACAGUCAAACUCAUGGCCGUGUUUUACAUUAAGAAGUUGACAGUUCUCCAGUGCUGUGUUCCGGCCCAGAGAAUGUUCCGUGCCUCCAGUUCUUCAGUUCUGUUCCACUUCAUGUUACUACUGGGUCUCAUCAUGGCAGUCAUCACCCUCGGAAGUAACCUCCACCAGACCGGCCCAGUCCACCGAGAUACCUGCCACCCACUGAUACUGGCGCAGAUUGUUGUCCUGACCUCCUUUGAGUCGCGGAGGAGAGCCAAUGGAAAAGCCAUCGAGAGACUGAAGGACAUGCUGGUGAUGAGCACCUCAGACAAGCAUUUUCUGCUGAAGCAGCACACUCUCUCACUCAGACGCCAGAAGAAACCCUUCAAGGCGCCCACCACUGUUUCAGGCACUAGAGAGGGCAGCUCUACCACCAUGAAAGACCCCUCAGCAGGCAUCGGAGAGGACAGCCAUAUAGCUCAACUGAAGGACCCUGCACAGCCUACAGGCAAUGACCCCAUCAUAAAGAUAGAUAGAGGACUCUAGUGCCCAACAGCCAGUUUUAGCAUGUGCAGCGACAUUCGGGACUUUCACCAUUCUGAAGUAAUCAACUGAGUGGAACUACCUAUGGUUUAAGGUUCACAUGAUUCCAUCCAGGUCAUCAGGAGGCUUCAACCAAUUAAUUAUACUCGUGAGGAAACAUUCCAUAACUGCAGGUAGCUGUAAAUGGCCAACCUUGGCUUUAAACCUGUUCAAACAACACACUCCAGGUGGCAGGAUGCACCCUUUCAGUUUGUUUAGCAACUCAUAGAAGUAGUAGAAGAAGAAAAUGAACUAGUUUGAAAUGAAGAUUUCCUCAAUGUCUCUUCCCAUGCUCCCACAGACGCCCUAUUGGGACAGAUCAAAUGUUAUGUUCUCUAACUAUCUAUAUGCAGCCCAUAGAGUUAGAAAUAGAGCCCACCACCUAUCAUUGUGCCAAAUGCACCCUCUAUCCAACUCUAUGGAGCAGACAUAGCCAAAUGGCACUCUAUUCCAUAUUUAGUGCGCAAAAGUAGUAGCAGAUGUGACCUUUGAGCUUUUGUCACUCCCUAACAUUCAGGGUUUAUUGCUCUGGGCUGUGCCUACAUGUCAUAUACAGUAUUAAGAACAACAGGAGUGUCAGUUACAUGACUUGUGUUACUGUACUGAUGUGUUUAGUGGCUAUGAUGCAGUUGUAAAAGCUCGAUUCUCAGGUAUGUUGUAUGAUCGGGGAUGAUGUUCCUAUAUAGGCUGUACUUGUAAACAGGACAGAGUACUACUAAGGACAGAGUACUACUAAUGUGUACUGUUAGAAUACUGAUGUGUUUAAUGGUUUUAUAUAUAC